AUGUCGCCAUUUCCUGUCACAUCAGGCGUUCUCUUGCUUUUCUCUCUCUCUCUCUCUCUCUCUCUCUCUCUCUCUCUUUCUUUGUGUUCCUUUCUUUUGUGUUUUAUUUUUAUUUUCUUUCUUUUUAUCUUUUUGAUUUUUUUUUUACUUUUCUAUAGUCUUGAUUUUAUUUCUUUAUUUCUUCUCUUCAUAUCUACCUCUAUCUAUAAAUGUGUUUCUAUCUAUCUAUCUAUCUAUCUAUCUCAUUUUGUUCAUAUCAAUAUCUCUCUCUCUCUCUAUCUAUCUAUCUAUGCAUCUAUAAAUGUUUUUAUCUGUCUAUCUAUCUAUAUAUCUAAGACUAUUCAUAUCUAUCUAUCUAUCUAUCUAUCUAUCUAUCUAUCUAUCUAUCUAUCUAAGACUAUUCAUAUCUAUCUAUCUAUCUAUCUAUCUAUAAAAUGUCAUUUUGAAUUAUUAUUUUCCAUGCAGACAGUUCCUCUCUCGGUUGAAGAUUGGCACAAUAUGAUUAUCCUAUUCUUAUUUCUACUGAUUUGUCCAUUUGUCACUGAAAUGCAAAUUUGGUCAAUCCAUUUAUUUAUCUCGCAUCCAAUCAGAAGAUCGAUCAUAUAUCUAUCAACGCUAUGUCAGAAACCUAAAGAGAGCAUACUCAAUAGACAAGACUUCACCUAUUUUCUUGUAAGUUGUGGGUUCAAUCCUCUCACCGUUUAG
Acanthosepion pharaonis is the source of this 705-nucleotide messenger RNA. The record is from the annotation of a GenBank genome assembly. Lineage: Eukaryota; Metazoa; Mollusca; Cephalopoda; Sepiida; Sepiidae.